This is a messenger RNA of Trametes versicolor FP-101664 SS1, 4748 nucleotides long. RefSeq lists its product as uncharacterized. The transcript is spliced from 13 exons. The coding region runs from base 28 to 1383 and encodes 451 amino acids. Gene Ontology annotation, cellular component: cytosol; COP9 signalosome. The record is from RefSeq and is a predicted model, not a curated record. NCBI's taxonomy places the organism in Eukaryota, Fungi, Basidiomycota, Agaricomycetes, Polyporales, Polyporaceae.
CUCGGUUUCGCGUCCUUCCACCGCACAAUGGAGAGCAGACUUGCGCAGUUCGCAACGCUGAACCAGAAGGACAAGGCGACCGCCUACCAGUCUCUUCUCGCUGAGGUCCUCGCCCAGGAAGAUCAGUCCAAUCUCCACGCCGAGAUCCACACCCUCAUCGACAAUGCGGUCAAUCAGGAGAGCGUAGGUCUCGUCAUUAGCAGAGGCAUCCUAUCCGAGCUCGUCAAGGCACUAUCAGAAGGCAAGGUUCGCAACACCGAGCAGAGGAAGCGCAUCGUCGAGGACACUUUGAGCAUCGUUCAGCCCCGCAUCGUGAGCUAUGAGGAGCAGGUGAACUCACUACGCUUCCAACUAGCGGACAUUCUCGAGGAGGAGGAGCAAUGGAGCGACGCGGCACGAGUGCUUACUGGUAUCUCACUAGAUUCUGGCCAGAGGUCCCUUCCUGACGAGGAGAAGCUGCGCGUAUACGUACGGAUAGUGCGCCUACUGCUUGAAGACGAAGACUCGGUUGAGGCGGAACGGUACUACAACCGCGCCGCCUUGCUUGCACACAGCACAACGGAGAGGGAGACACUGCUGCAGUUCAAGCUUUGCCAGGCGCGUAUCAGUGACUAUAGCCGGAAGUUCCUCGAGGCUGCCAGCCGGUACCAUGAACUCAGCUGGGUCGCGGAGAUCGACGAAGAGGAGCGCAAACAUAUGCUGUCUGCCGCGAUGACAUGCGCGAUCCUGGCCCCAGCAGGCCCGAACCGUUCGCGAGUGCUUGCGGCGCUCUGUCGCGAUGAGCGCACCGCAGAGCUCCCGUCCUUCAACAUCCUACUCAAAAUGUUCCACGACCGCAUCCUGCGCCCGAACGAGAUCAAGGAGUUCGAAGGCACGUUGAAGCCUCAUCAGCUUGCCAAGAUCUCCAUCUCGUCCAACGACCGCCUUGCAUCUGCGGUCGCGGAUGAUGACCAGGCAAACGACGCCACGAUCAGCACGCGCAAAGGUCCCGCCACCGUGCUCGACCGCGCCGUGAUGGAACACAACUUGCUCGCGAGCUCCAAGAUCUACAACAACAUCACGUUCCGCGGCUUGGGCGCGCUCCUUGACCUCACUCCGGGCGCGGCUGAGACGAUGGCGCGCCGGAUGAUUGAGCAAGGACGGCUGAAGGGGUCGAUCGACCAGGUUGAGAAGCUGAUCUCGUUCGAUGUCCUUGGUGAAGAGGAUGACGCGCAGGGCAAGGCCGGCGGUCUCGGCGAUGUCGAGCAGGUUGAGGAGGAUACCGGCGCCCCCUUCACGAAACGAUGGGACAUGCAGAUCCGCCUGACAGCGGCGAAUGUGGAGACAAUCGUGCAACACCUCACAGAGAAGGGGCUGGUGUCGUUUGGAGCAGUACAAGUAUGAAUAUGCGAUAGAAUGUGCGAGGCUUACAUCUGUCAGAGGGUGCUCGUAGUAGAAGUCCCUGCGGGGGAGUGUACGAUGUGUACGACAAUACAUAGCAUCCUGGACUCGUAACAGCACGAAAAACCUCAGUCCUGAUCGCCACCGCCACCGCCACCGCCCUCCUCGUCCCUCUUACGUUUCUUCUCCCGCUCCCGUUUGGUCUCCAUCUCGUGCCACUCUCCCUGAAGGGUCGAUAAUCCGGUAGGCGCCGCUGCGAACGGCUCCUCCUGGUUGAAGUACGGUGCGUCCAGAGCCUGCAGUGCCGUGAUACGACGCUCCGGAUUAUAAGUGAGGAGCCUCUCAGCAAGAUCCAAGCCAGCGGGGGUGAGCCACUUCUUGAACAACUCCCUGAACCUGUUCGGCAUGUCUUCUGAAGACCGCAGAAGCUCGAACCACGGAAGGCUGGUGAUCCCAGGCCAUUCUUCUAUGGAAGGCGUGCCGAAGAUCUUGUACACGACGUGUACUUGGUGAAUCUCGUCCACGCCUUGGAAGACGGGCUUCUUCGUGAACAACUCGAGCAUGAUGCAUCCGGCACUCCACAUGUCGACUUCCGGCCCAUAGAUCGUCGCGCCCAACAGCAGCUCGGGAGGGCGGUACCAUUGCGUGAUGACGCGGUUGGUGUAGUCGCUCUUUCGGCGCUUCUGGUAGAAUCGGGCAAGACCAAAGUCGGCGAGCUUCAGCUCUCCACGGUUGUUGACCAGGAUGUUCGAGCCCUUGAUGUCGCGGUGGAUGACGCCCUUGUGGUGAAGGUACGCCAAGCCGGCUAGCAUCUGGCGGCAGAAUGACUUGAGAUGCGCCUCUGUAAACUCAAACUGAUUCUGCGACAAGACGCCAGUGAGGUCAUGGUCCAUGUACUCGAAGACCAUGUAUACAGAGCCUUUCGAAACGAGCAUCUCGUACAGCUGAACGACAUUCUCGUGCCGCAGGGACUGCAAGAGUUUCACCUCCCGCAUGGCAGUGACGGGGAAACCAUCCUUCUCCGACUCCAUCUUGAUCAGCUUCAAAGCGACCAUCCGCCCGUUCGCCGUGUUGCUCGCUUUGUAGACCUUGCCGAAUGUUCCAGAACCAACCUGGCCAAGCAAAACGUACAACUUCUCCUUGUCACCGAGCUGUGGAGAUGCUUGUGCUGUGUUCCGACGAGACGGAACGCGCCGCCCCAAGCGUCGUUCAUUACCACGCCGUCCCGGAGACUGGCUAGGGCUCUUUUCCAUAUCGGCGGAGGCCCGGCCGCGUUGCGGAGAUGUCGCACGACUUGGUGAGCUAUCACCACUCAAUCGGGUUGUCUGUAGUUCGGGCGAAUCUGGUUGGGGGGUCGGAGGGCGUUGUCCUCGAGAGCGGCUAGUAGGAGGCGGAGGAGAAUCGUCGUCGUCAUCGUCGUCGCCAGGGAAAAAUCGCUUGAGUGAACUGCUGGCUUGUCCGAUCGGCUUGAAACCGGGUUUCUUGCCUGUCGUUGUACUGGAGGAGCCCGCUGCCGUGCUUGAUGGACGGACCCCCGAAGAAGGAGACGCAGAUCUGCGGCGUGGGGAGGGAACUUUAGGCGGCGGCAUAGAUCUGGGUUUGGUCUCCGUGUGUGGGCGUUCAGGAAGUCCGGGGAAAAGCUCGGAGAGCUUGCCAUUGAUGUUCUUGUUGCCCCCUUUCCGGUUGCGAUUCUGGCCAUUGCGGAAGGCGCCCUUGAUUAUAGGGACGUCUCUGACGGUCGACACCGGCGGCAGUCGAUGCUUGGCUCUGGGACGGUCUCUUGGACUCUGUGUAGGGCUGCGCGACCUGCUGCGGCUAUAGCUCGAGGCAGAUGAACUUCGUCGCCUACCGCGCCCUCGACUACUGAUACUCGAGGGAGGCGAACGGGAGUAACGCCCAUCACGACGAAUCUCUCGACCCCGAUUUCUGUCCGAGUGGCUUGGACUACGACCACUGCGAGGAGGACUGUCGUCGCGUCGUCGUCGCUUCGGAGUACCGAGUGAACGGGACCGGCUUCGGUAUGAGCGCCGAGAAUGAUAGGACUCGGCGGGGGAACGAGAUCGAGCAGGAGAGACCGAAUCACGAUGACGACGCUUUCCUGUCGAUGGUGGGGCGCUCUUCUUGGAUGUAGAGGAGUCUCGUCGAGUCCAGUUGUUUAGUUGGCUGUCGUCGUCACGCCAAUUGCGUUUUUGCCGGUUGGUGUUGCUGUUAUUGUUGGCGUUGUUGUUAUUCCCGUUCUUCUUUCCACCUUUUCCCUUGUUCUUUGACUUGUUGGAGUGCGAAUGCUGGUUGCGCUGGGACGAGUUCGAGCCACCGUCCCGCCGAGCAGUCUGCCACGAUGGAGCGGGUUCCCAAGAACGAUCCUCUCGAUGAGAUGGUUCACCGCUACCAGACCACUCCCGAGGUGGCUCGUCCCACGCAUGCGACCCCGAAGAGUGCUUACGCGAGUCCCAACCAUUGUCACUACGCCAUUCCCGGGGCGGACCUUCCUUGCGGUCAUCUUUCCAGUCGUUUUCGUGUCGAGAUUGUCCACUGUGCUGGCCCGAACGCCCUUCCCGGUCAUAGCCGCCAGCGCGGUCGUCGUGACGGCGAGCAGGCGUCCACCCAGCAGUGUCCUGUAGAGGUUGCGCUGAAUGGCCCCGGUCGGGGUCGUCCGCCGUGUGUCGAGAAGAAGAGGAAUUCCGUACGUCGUAUGACCCACGUCCUGACCAACCAUCUCCCUCUCGUGCAUCAUGCGGUCCCCCUCCCCGUCUCUGCUCUUCUCUGCGGCCAUAUGCGUAACGUUCAGGCGUGUCGGCCAUCUUCCACGGGUCGUCGGCGUCGUAGCGGCCUCGAGAGCCGGACUCUUCUCUUCUCAUGUGGCUGCCGUUGCGGGAGGAUCUUGGGGAACGUUGAGCGGUGUUGCGGUCUGCACUGGGAUCCCCGUCGUCUAUUCCCGGGCUGUGUCGACUCCUUCGCUUGCUCGAAUUCAUGCAGUGUGCGCUGGCGAGGGCGUGCGAGGUGAUGGCAGGAGGCGAGACGAGCGUCGACUUUGGACGCUCACGUUACGUGCACCGUGACGGAGCAAAGUCAAAGGUCAAGGGUUUCCCCUCCACAAACUCUCGCGCCAACUCAAACAGGUUCAACGACAGCUCCUCCCAAUCACACAGACACGGACGCAUGCGUCCCGGGGAAUAGGUACGAAGAUGGUACAAGAGGCCACAGAGAGCUGUAUAUGCGUCGAGGUUGUUCGGAAAGCAGUAUUUACUUAUAGCAUGCAAAGCACCGAGCAAAGCACCGAGCAGAGAGAAACGACGCCCAGGUAGCGUCGUGGUACGAGCUUGAGCUUGUGGCACCGCCAACCGAGCCUCUGAGAACAAAAAUGUUCC